AUGGCAAUAAAUAAAUGUUAUUUUAUAUCAUUAUUGAUGAUUAUAUUCAUAAUAAAUAAAACCAAUAGUCAAACAUUAUCAACUGUACCAUGUAAACCUGUAUUAAAUUAUUAUUUUAAAUAUUUAACUGAUCCACAUCCUGGUAUAUAUCGUUAUUUAUCCAUUCAAGCCACAUUUAUAUUACAAAAUAGAUAUGUUGGAUAUUAUAUUGGAUCUCUUAGUUAUGUUAAAUCAUCUGAUUCAUUAAAUGGUACAGUAACUGCAUCGUUUAGUGAUCGAACAUGGACUCCAUCAUGUGGUUUACUUUUUUGUCCGUAUCAACCUUUUAAUUAUAAAAAUACUGAUAAAGAAACUAUUGUAAUUAAUAGAUUAGGUUCUAUUCAAUAUAUAUUGAAUAGUUGGGGUAAUGCAAAAUUUCAAGAUCAACUACAAUGUUAUGGUAUAAAUAGACCACUUUAUACAGCGCCAGCAAAACAAUCACCAUCUAUGUUUGUAAUGACAUUGCAGAAGGAAGAAUAUGAAAUACCAAAAUAA
Messenger RNA from Rotaria sp. Silwood2, 534 nucleotides. Lineage: Eukaryota; Metazoa; Rotifera; Eurotatoria; Philodinida; Philodinidae. The record is from the annotation of a GenBank genome assembly.